AUGCAGCUACAAAAGUCCUCCACUUAUCUCGCUGUUUUUUGGAUAACAGCUAUUUUAUUUUGCGAUGAAGUACGUACAUGUGAUGAGGAAUACCAACUAAUUCGACAUCUAAUGGGAAAGUAUGACGCCUCAGUGCGGCCUGUGGAGAACUCCUCCCACCCCCUCCUCGUGACCUUCGGCGUCUCACUGCAUCACAUCAUCGACGUGGAAGAAAAAGAUCAACUGUUGACAACCAACUGUUGGAUAACCCAAAUAUGGACAGACCAUCAUUUACGGUGGAAUGUAAGCGAUUUUGAUGGAAUCAGCGUUAUAAGAAUACCAUAUGAAAGAGUCUGGAAGCCCGAUAUAAUCUUAUAUAAUAACGCGGAUCCUAACUACCGAUCGGCUGUUAUCAACACUAACGUCAUAGUAAAAAACACUGGGGAGGUAACGUGGUUGAGCCACGGUAUAUAUGUGUCCGUCUGCGACAUCAACGUAGAACAAUUCCCCUUUGAUAUUCAGCUCUGCACCAUGAAGUGGGCUUCGUGGACCUACGACGGCUUUCAGCUAGAUCUACAAAAGCAAUUCGAUGAGGGAGACACUACAAACUAUCAAACUAAUGGUGAGUUUGAUCUGGUGAGCUUCGACGCGAUCAAACACAACCAAUACUACUCAUGUUGUGUGGAGCCUUACCCAGACAUUACCUACGUCAUCAAACUACGAAGGAGGCCUAUGUUCUACGUCUUCAACCUAAUACUUCCUUGUCUUCUUAUUAAUGGCAUUGCACUCUUAGUAUUUUACGUGCCAUCGGAGUCCGGGGAAAAAGUCACACUGGGAAUUAGCGCGCUUCUUUCGAUGACAGUAUUUCUUAUGACAAUUAGAGAUACGCUGCCUCCAACUGAAAAAACACCAUUAAUAAGUUUAUAUUAUGGAGUAAGUACGUGUCUGGUGUCAUUCUCAGCCUCUCUGUCGGUCGUCACUCUUAAUAUAUCUUACAGAGGAGUGAGAGGGCAGCCGGUGCCGGCGAUCGUACGUGAGCUCGUAUUGCAGAGGCUGGCUCGCCUACUUUGCAUAAACUUCGAUACUGACGUCAAGAAUGACAGCACAGUUACUACAGGGGUGCAAGUGAACCCUCGUACAGGGUCGCGGCUGAAGGCCGAGAUAUUAGAUGGACCAGCCCCUGCCUCUCCACGCUUUACCAGGAACCACAACCAUCUCAAUCGCGCAAGCUUGAGUGGAGUGUCGGGUACAGUGGGAGGUCAGGUCGGAGGGUCUAUGGGUACAAUAGGGAGCAACGUUGGGGGACCAAUAGGAGGAGAGACCGUGGUGUGUACAGGAAAUUGUCAACGAUGCACGUGCUGUGGCUGCACACUGAAAGAGGCUGCCGCAAGACACGAACAACGUGUAGCUGCUAACGAGCGCCUGGAACGUGCUAAUCUUGAAUGGAAACAGGUGGCGGUUGUAGCAGACCGCGCUCUUCUUGCAGUAUUUGUGCUUGUAACAACAAUAUCCACAGCUGCUAUUCUCUUACCUCAACUAAACAAUCUACACGUAGGUAAUACGCCAUUAAAACCACCUUCCUAG
Messenger RNA from Danaus chrysippus (African queen), 1563 nucleotides. The record is from the annotation of a GenBank genome assembly. NCBI's taxonomy places the organism in Eukaryota, Metazoa, Arthropoda, Insecta, Lepidoptera, Nymphalidae.